AAUCUUUGCCAUUUUAAAGUGCACCAAAUCUAGAGAGACUUCAAUUCAUCAUCUAGAGAGAGAGAAUAGAGAGAGCUCAAACAGGGAGACAAUGGCGUUCAUUUCUUUCCUCGGUAGACUCCUGUUCGUCUCUGUCUUCGUUCUCUCCGCCUACCAAGAGUUCAAUGAAUUCGGUAAUGAUGGUGGACCAGCAGCAAGGCAAUUAAGGCCAAAGUUCAAUGUUUUCUCUAAACAUGUUGCUACACACACUGGAUUUCAAAUUCCCCAUAUUGAGAUGAAACAUUUGAUAUUGGGAGCUAUCAUCAUGAAGUCUCUUGGUAGCCUUUUGUUCGUCUUCAGCAGCUCUUUUGGAGCUGUGAUUCUGCUACUCCAUCAAGCUAUUUCAACCCCUAUCUUGUAUGACUUCUACAACUACGAAGCUGACAAAAAGGAAUUUGUUCAGCUCUUCGUCAAGUUCACUCAGAACUUGGCGCUGCUCGGGGCUUUGCUCUUCUUUGUUGGCAUGACGAACUCAAUGCCACGGAGAUCAUCGAAGAAGAAGGCUCCUAAGGCAAAAACUAACUAGAGGUCAGACAAAAGUGAUUGGUUUUAGUUGCUUCAUUAAUUUGCUUUAAUGAUCUGGCUAGGGAGUACUGGAACCAGUUUUUGUAAGGGUUGUAUUGUAUCAUCAUCAGCAGCACUAGAAUGUCUGUGAUUUCGUUUUGUCUUUCUUUUUUUGGACGAUGUUGUCUCGGCUAUGCCAUGAUCUCUUUAGAAAUUCAUGAAUUUAUAUGUAUGUUACAGUUUUUCCAGGAAUUAAUCACAGAUGAGGCUUUUAAGUUUGAUUA
Salvia hispanica is the source of this 827-nucleotide messenger RNA. RefSeq lists its product as uncharacterized. The record is from RefSeq and is a predicted model, not a curated record. NCBI's taxonomy places the organism in Eukaryota, Viridiplantae, Streptophyta, Magnoliopsida, Lamiales, Lamiaceae.